This is a messenger RNA of Mustela erminea (ermine), 1145 nucleotides long. It is a transcript of the gene STARD10, whose product is annotated as StAR related lipid transfer domain containing 10. Gene Ontology annotation, molecular function: lipid binding. Bases 97 to 972 code for a protein of 291 amino acids. The transcript has 6 exons. The record is from RefSeq and is a predicted model, not a curated record. Lineage: Eukaryota; Metazoa; Chordata; Mammalia; Carnivora; Mustelidae.
AAGGUGGCGUCAGCAUCUGCAGCCGCGUCGACGUUGUCGGAGCCUCCGCGGAGGACCCAGGAGAGCUGGACUAGGAUCAGGGCCCUGGGCCUCCCCAUGGAGAAGUCCGCUGCCUCAACAGAGCCCCAAGGGCCUCGGCCAGUCCUGGGCCGCGAUAGCGUCCAGGUGCCCGACGACCAGGACUUCCGCAGCUUCCGGUCGGAGUGUGAGGCCGAGGAGGGCUGGAAUCUGACCUACAGCAAGGCCGGCGUGUCUGUGUGGGUGCAGGCUGUGGAGAUGGAUCGGACACUGCACAAGAUCAAGUGCCGGAUGGAAUGCCGAGACGUGCCAGCCGAGACGCUCUAUGACGUGCUUCACGACAUUGAGUAUCGAAAGAAGUGGGACAGCAACGUCAUUGAGACCUUCGACAUCGCCCGCCUGACAGUCAAUGCUGACGUGGGCUAUUACUCUUGGAGGUGUCCAAAGCCCCUGAAGAACCGUGAUGUCAUCACCCUCCGCUCCUGGCUCCCCAUGGGCACUGACUACAUCAUUAUGAACUACUCAGUCAAACACCCCAAAUACCCGCCUCGGAAAGACUUGGUCCGAGCUGUGUCCAUCCAGACGGGCUACCUCAUCCAGAGCACGGGGCCCAAGAGCUGCGUCAUCACCUACCUGGCCCAGGUGGACCCCAAAGGCUCCUUACCCAAGUGGGUAGUGAAUAAAUCUUCUCAGUUCCUGGCUCCCAAGGCCAUGAAGAAGAUGUACAAGGCAUGCGUCAAGUACCCGGAGUGGAAGCAGAAGCAUCAGCCGCACUUCAAGCCGUGGCUACACCCAGAGCAGAGCCCGUUGCCGAGCCUGGCGCUGUCGGAGCUCUCCGUGCAGCACGCGGACUCGCUGGAGAACAUCGAUGAGAGCGCUGUGACAGAGAGCCGGGAGGAGCGCUUGGGGGGCGCAGGCGGCGAGGGCAGCGAUGACGACACCUCGCUUACCUGAGCGCGGCACCACCGCAGGGACCAAGACAAGAUGGAGUGGGGCCGGGGUGGCGGAUCCUCCCGCGCUUUCUCCCCUCCCCCACCCCCGCGCCUCCUAGGGACGCUGGGCUCCGGCCCAGGCUGGCGCUGUGGCCUGGCUGGACACAGCCCCAAUAAACGAUCCCACAGCCUCAA